UUUAUUUACUGCGAUAAAGAAAACAGUUAAUACGAGGCAAGGCUUUACGACAGUUCUGUUGGUGUCGCCAAAGCCGUAAACCGUUUUGUCCGACCUGGCAGAGAAGAGAGACAUAAGGCCUUAAGGCUUAUAAAUAUAUAGACGAUGAAAAUAGAGUUGAUAAAAGGCGCUUUCUUUUUAUAGACAGUAUUCCAGUCUUCCUCAAGAUGAUCAUUGAAAAUGUGGAUGCCUUGAAGUCGUGGCUGGCAAAACUCCUGGAGCCUAUAUGUGACGCUGACCCGUCUACCUUGGCGAAUUACGUGGUGGCUCUCGUGAAGAAGGACAAACCUGAGAAGGAGCUGAGAGCGCUUUGUGCUGAUCAACUCGAUGUCUUUCUACAAAAGGAGACGGUAGGAUUUGUUGAUAAACUCUUUGAAUGCCUGACAACCAAAAUCUACCUGGGAAAUACUGCACCCAAAGAGGCUCCGAAAGAGGAAGUCAAAGCUCCUGCUGUGAAGACUGAAGGGGAGGAGGUAGUGGUGACUGAAGCUUCAGAGGAGGAGAGAGAAAACCGGCGCAGAAGAAGUCCUUUAAGAAAUCGCACAGAAUUCAACGACUCCAGGAGCCGGGACGACCGGAGACGGGAUGAACGCAAACGCCGUGACUUUGAGCGGCAAGGUAAAGGCAGCGGCGGCGGCGGCGACUCCCACCGCGAUCGAGAGCGACACGAGCGCCGCAGGGGGAGCCCCCGUGGGAGGAGCUACAGCCGGAGCCGGAGCAGGAGCGGCAGCCGAGGAAAAAGCAGGGACAGGGAGCACAGAGGAGGCAGAGACUUCAAGUCGAAGUUCGAGGUGGAACGGAAGGACCCGGACGGCUACAACUCUUCGGCCACAUCCCAGCAGCAGCACCCCUCGCCUCUCCUGCCGCUCCCUACGCCUCCACACCCCUUCCCCUCCUCGUCCUCCGCCGGAGCCCCCGGAGCUGGAGGUGUUCCCGUGGCAACGUCGGCUCACAUCCCCGACAGCACCACGGACAGCUGGUCAGGCUACUACGCCGCUCAGAGGAAAGAUGGGGUCGGCAAGCCGUUUAGCAACAAGGGGGCCUCACUCAAGCAGCGCUGCAGGGAUUAUGACGAAAAAGGAUUUUGUGUCCGCGGCGACCUUUGUCUCUUCGACCACGGCAACGACCCCCUCAUCGUCGACGAUGUCAAUUUACCCAAUAUGAUUCCCUUCCCGCCACCGCCAGUCAUGCCUCCCCCUGGACUACCCAUGCCGCCACUCCCAGAGCCUCCCCCCUCCCUCCGAAUGCCAUCAAUGCCACCCUAUGGCCACCCGCCGCCCGGCGUCUUCCCAAUGCCCAGACCCCCACUAAUACCUACCAGUGGGAUCGACACCCCGAAUCACCAGUCUGCAGUCACGUCGUCUCCUCUCAUCGGACCACCUUUGGUUGGGCUUCGACCUACUCUUCCUCCUCCUCCUCCUCCUCCGCCUCCUCAGCCUCCCUCUUCAUCCUCCACUGUGUCUCUUCGUCCACAAUAUGUUCAGUCUGAAUAUAAUUACGAUCCUGAAGGCUACAACCCUGAAUCUCCGGGCCUGACGGCUCCAGGUCCAAACUCGUACCGGCAGUUUAUUCCCCGGGUGCAGAGCCAGCGGCCCAACCUCAUCGGGCUGACGUCCAGCGAAGGGCAGGUCUCCAGAGCCGCUAACAUAGUGAUCCAGACGGAGCCGGCGACCGGAGUCGGCGCUCCUGGAGCGAACACGUCGCGUUUCAACUCGGAACAGGACAGCAGGAAGAGGUCCAUGGGGGCCAUUACAGCGGAAGGACCCGCCAUUAAAAAGCCUUGGAUGGAAAAGUCCAACUUCAAUAAUCGUCACAAGGGGAUUUUUCCAAAGAGAAAUUACUAUGUGAACACAAAGCUGGAGGUGCGGCGGAUCCCCCCGGAGCUCAACAACAUCACCAAACUCAACGAGCAUUUUAGCAAGUUUGGAACCAUCGUCAACAUUCAGGUCGUGUUCGGUGGAGAUCCAAGAGCAGCGCUGAUCCAGUACACAAAGAACGAAGAAGCCAGGCGGGCCAUAUCCAGCAUCGAGGCGGUGCUGGACAAUCGCUUUAUCUGUGUGUAUUGGCACAGAGAGCCAGACGCCAAUCCCACUGGCCUCCAACAGCAGGAGCAGAGUUUAGGAAACCAGGGACCUGGGGCCGCCGCGGGCCAGGGGCUCCAGCACAUGCAUAAGGGGAUCAAGCAGCACAAUCCAGCUACAUAUGUGUUAAACAAAAUCCCACCUAAGCAUCAGCAGAACGCUGCAGCUGGACCCACCAACCCUCCAAAGACAGACAUGUUGACUCCGACCUCUGACACCACCGCUGCUGUGGCGCCUGUUCACACAAACACCCAGAAGGGGCCCUACACAUCCACGGGUCUGAAGCCCUCCUCGAAGAGCCUAGGGAAAACGGGAAAAGCUCUGGAAGCACAAGAAGCUCUCAAGAAGAAGCAGGAGGCAAUGAAACUCCAACAGGACAUGAGAAAGAAGAAACAGGAGAUGUUAAAAACGCAAAUUGAAUGUCAGAAAGUGCUGAUAAACCGACUGGAGAAAAACCGAAGCAUGAAGCCUGAGGAGAGAGCCAACAUAAUGAAAACCCUGAAGGAGCUAACGGAGAAGAUCACCCAGCUGCAGAAUGAAAUGAACCCGGCCUCCCAGGUCUCAAGUGUUAAGACCAGCCCCAACCAGCCCAAAACCAAAACGGAUACCCACAAGGAAUUGUUGGAUGCUGAGCUGGAGAUUCACAAAAAGAUGAGCUCUGGAGAAGACACAACAGACCUCAAGAGGAAACUGGGUCAGCUGCAGGUGGAGGCGACACGUCUGGGUCUAAUCCGGCCCCCGGCGGGUCGAGGCCGGGGCCGAGGAAAGAUGCUGUCCGGGCCCGGUGCGAUGCACGGAGGCCGAGGCAGACGGGACAUGGCGGCUCGAGGCGGCUUGGUGAACCGCAUGGUGAUCGACCACAGACCCAGAGCGCUGGUCAUUUUGGGCGUCACACAGGAAGAGAAGGAGGAGCUUAAGCUGCAUUUUGUGAAAUUUGGAGAAGUUGAAGAACUCGGAGAUCAAGAUUCCAACAGCCUCAUCCUGACCUUUAGGACAAGAAGCGAAGCGGAGAACGCGGCUAAUCAAGGAGCAAAGUUCAAAGGUCGCACACUACAAAUAUCCUGGUACAAACCUAAAACGCCCUCGGUUACGACCGAACCCGAGGAGGAAGAAGCUAAAGACGAGGACAGCACGAAGGACGCAGGCUCGUACCUGCCAGGCGAGGACAGAGACGAAGAGGAAGAGGAGGAAGACGACGAUGAAGACGAUGAGAACGAGAGUCGAUCUUGGAGACGAUAAAAGAAAAAAAAACACACAAAUUGGAUUCUACCCAUAGAGAAGAACACAAAUUUUCCUUUUUACAGUAAACUUCCACAUAAAUCAAAGGCUUUAUUUCAUGGUUCCUCCCAAAAAACACAAAAACUUGGAGGUCAAUACCCCUUCUUUCACAAAAACAUCUCACUUUUGAUGAGAAAAAUUAAUGUUGAGUUGUUCUUAUAGAUGGAAAAAUUUAUGUAAGUUUUAGUGUGCUUACCAGAUGAUUAAUAUCAGUAAUGCACAACAUUUGUGUCUACUGUGAAUAGGUAUUUUUAUACAUACUGUAUUGAAGCUCUUUUCUCACAGGUUUUUGUAAAAAGAAAAUAAAAUCUCGUCCUCCGUUCAGGGACAGCCAUUCCAUCACCAGUAAACCGUUCUCUUUUGCCUCCAGAGAGAUUUAUUUUUCCACUGCAUCAAUAUCGACAUUCAUUUUUAGGCUCCAAAUUGCUAAAAGAUUGACUUAUUUUUCCCUUCUAGCGACUCAGAUUUUUGUUGCAUCCACCCAUCAUUACCGAACAGUGUACCGUUAAAGCCAGUGCUGGCACGGAUACAGUGCAAUAGGUUGACAAACAAUGUUUACGGAUAUCCAUUUGCAUCGCCGGUGUUCUAGAAAUCUGCAACACUUUUGACCUGCUGUGGUUCUGCGAAGAGCCCGGCGGUAAGACGAAAAUAAAGGCAUCCAUAGACAGGUGUUUGAAUGUAAUACUGGACAGUGGAUUUUAAUAUAAACUUAAUAUGUAUAAACAUUUCUUUGCCUUACUCGGUCAGCAAAUUGCUGAGUUUUUACAGGAUUUUUUGUGAUUUACUUUUGUAAAUUUUGUAAAUGCUUGAAAGAGAAUCUUUUUCUCCCUUAACGUUGUGUUUCUGUCAUUUCUUGGAAAUGGUCGUAUCAGGUCGAUGAGGUCAAGCAUGAAUGCUUAACUACUUUUUUUUGCAAGAGUGUAAUAUUUAUGUUAAACUGUCCUUUUUUUUUUAUUUACCUUUUUUUUCCAAAAUUGUGGAGAACACUGUUUAAAAAAAUCCCCUGAGAUUUCUGAACCAAUUUCAUUUAACACUGGUGCAGCUUUCUGUCACUUUGAAUACUAAUUCAGUUGUUUAUACACCACUCGGUUAGUACAAUCACAAAGAACUGAAAGAUUUCGUUUAUUUAAAGGUGAUGAGUCCCAAAUUCAAUUAGAGCUUUACAAAACACCAUAUUGUACAGACUUGUUUUUUAAUUAUUUGUUUACUAGUCAAAGUGGUUUUAAAAGAAGCCAAUAGAGUUUCACAUUUAAGUCUGUAGCAGUCUUUACUUUAUCUUGACAAAAGUGAUGUACACAACACAAACCCACGCUUCUUAUUGUUUUCUUUUUACUUCUGAGCACACCUGUAGAUAUUUUUUUUUCCAUUUUUUUUUUUAGGGUUGAUCAACUUAUCUUUAAGAUUUAGAACUUGUUUUUUUAAGUAAAGUCAUAGGCAGGUUUAAGUGACAAACCUAAGAUGUGGACUUAGUGUCUCAUUUCCACUUUUUAUUUUCUUGUUUGUACUGUCCUCUGUAUGCUACUAUGACACGAUAGUUCCAAAUGUAUAAAAUGUUUAUUGGAUAAUAGUUUUUGGAUUUGUUACUGUUUAUAUUUGCAGGAUGUGGAUGUAUUUUCUUGAUGUAAUUUUGUUUGUAAAAAAAUGGAUUUCUAAUUUACUAGCAUGUUUGCUUUUGCCAAUAAAGAGAGGAAUGGGGUGCUUGUAAGAUGAGGAAAAAAAAGAAGAAAAAUCAAAUUGGAUUAUGGAAAGAAGGAAAAAAAGAGCCAAAUUUAAAAGGAAAAAAUAAAAAAAAGAUUUCAGAUGAGAGAAAAAAAAAAUGCAAGCAAAAGCAUUCCACAAACUAUUGUUUAAAA
Molecule: messenger RNA, 5251 nt
Organism: Oryzias melastigma (Indian medaka)
Lineage: Eukaryota; Metazoa; Chordata; Actinopteri; Beloniformes; Adrianichthyidae
Gene: rbm27
Product: RNA binding motif protein 27
Exons: 21
Coding region: 207-3359 (1050 amino acids)
Biological process (GO): mRNA processing
Cellular component (GO): nucleus
Molecular function (GO): metal ion binding; RNA binding
Source: RefSeq, a predicted model, not a curated record